CCAUUAAAUACUUUGGCGAAUUUUCUUGAUACGCACUUUACAACGGACAAGAUGAAGUCACGACAUCUGCUGCUCGGCCUAUGGAUGUCCUGCCUCACGCAGGCAAGCUUAGUCGACAAUGGCCGAGUCGUAACUCUCGGGGACAUCCGUUAUUAUGUUGGAGGCAUCAGCAUCGGCCAAUUGGGCAGCAACUGCACCAGGCAAGCUACCUUGGCUGCAGCAUCUAUCCCGGGCCACGAUAUCUUCCCCAUGACGGUUGUUGAGACCUCUUCCGAGGAGUUUCAACCUACUGAGCUCCGCCAGACGAUAGCUCAAUAUGCGGACCAAGAUGACGUCUUCACGUUGCCAUUCACGAGAACAAUUUAUCUCCGCUCUACCACAGCCAAAUCGCCAGCUAUCAACGCCUCGGCCUUGGCCAAGGACCUACAGGAUUUCGGAACUGCUCUCUUUAUGUCCACUGGUGGCAUUUUCGGGGAUGUCGACGGCUUCACUACCGGCUCCAUCAGUACGGAUUUGGCGAAAGGUCCAUACUUCGUCAGCGCUGCCACAGGCGACGUCUACAAGGCGCACCGACUCUACGAUGACGACUACCUCGCCUUCAUUCAAGGAGUCGUGGACGACGAGAAUGGAGGAUACAUGUCUCUGUCGGCAGUAACGGAGAAUGUCAUGGCCAAGAGUAUUGCGGUCCCAUCCAGACUCUACUCUACGCCAAGUGACGAGAAACCCCUUGCCGGCCUCCGUGUUGGUGUCAAGGACAUCUACCAUGUUAAGGGGGUUUCUACCAGCGGAGGAAACCGGGCUUAUUUCUACCUGUAUGGAACUCAGAACACCACUGCGCCUUCCAUCCAACGUCUCAUCGAUCUCGGUGCCGUUCUCGUUGGCAAGAUGGGUACGGUCCAAUUUGCCAAUGGAGAUCGUCCCACUGCGGAUUGGGUCGACCUUCACGCUCCAUUUAACCCAAGAGGAGAUGGGUAUCAAAACCCCAGCGGCUCUUCUACUGGACCUGGUUGCGGAAUUGGUGCUUACAGCUGGCUUGAUCUUGCAGUGGGCAGUGACACUGGCGGCUCCAUGCGUGGACCAGCUGGUGCCGUCGGGAUUUUUGGCAACCGGCCAUCGACCGGCGCAAUUUCUAUGGAGCAUGUCAUUCCACUGAGUCCCGUGUCUGACUCGGCAGGUAUCUUUGCUAGAACUGGAAGCUUGUGGGCACUUGCAACGAAGGCGUGGUACCCUGACUUCCAGUCCAACUACACCUCGUAUCCCAGCAGAAUUUAUCGCAGUGUUGCACGUGGAGCAUGGUCUUCAUCUGACGAUCCCGCUGUGUUGAAACUCGUAGAGUCCUUCUACGGAGCACUCGAGGACUUUCUUCAGGUGAAUGCGACCAUGGUCAAUCACACAGCACUUUGGACCGAAACCCACCCAGAGGGCUCAACAAGUCUUGCCGAUAUGCUAUACUCGACGUACGCAGUUUUUGUCUCGCAUGAUCAAUGGAAGCUACUUGGAAAGCCCUUCUUCGAGGACUAUGCAGAGCAGCAUGACGGACGCCAACCGUACAUCAAUCCGGGUCCAUUGGCGCGUUGGGAAUGGGGCCAAAUCCACGCAAAUGACACCGUCUAUGACCAAGAGUUGCGAAACAUCACCAUCUUCAAGGAGUGGUGGGAGACGGAGGGAUACGGCCGACACGACCCCGAGUCGUGCUCUGAAGGCCUUUACGUCUACACAUUCAUGGCCGGCGUACCCUCAUACCGUGACGAAUACUUCGAGGCACGAACAACCCCACCACUUGGCUUUGACGACUCAUCCAUACCCGUUAUGGCUGGCGCCCCAGAAGUUGUUGUCCCUAUCGGAGAGGUGCCCUAUGAGAGCAGGAUCACAAAGAAAACGGAAUAUUUACCUGUUAGUAUGGGGCUUAGAAUGGCAAGAGGAUGCGACUAUGUUCUUGCAGAUCUGGUAAAGGAUCUUGAGAAAGCUGGGGUUCUUCGAGGUGUCGCUACUGGAUCGAAAAUGUACCCGUAGAUGUUGGAUGAAAACAUAGGAGACCUGGCCUCGGUAUUCGAAUGCAGUUGCGGCUGGUUUCGAAAGGAAGGAGUAGUGUGAAGACUUGGGUGCGACGGAUAGAUUAAGCAAUAUGUGGUAGCGGUGCAAGUCUGUCUCAAAUACCUAAUAUC
Ilyonectria robusta is the source of this 2165-nucleotide messenger RNA. Its product is annotated as amidase signature domain-containing protein. The record is from RefSeq and is a predicted model, not a curated record. The transcript has a single exon. Lineage: Eukaryota; Fungi; Ascomycota; Sordariomycetes; Hypocreales; Nectriaceae. Bases 52 to 2013 code for a protein of 653 amino acids.